AUGACAAGGUACUUAAAGUUCGGGCCAGAGCAAUCCUACACUGCCGACUUAAAAAAAAUUGAGCUUCUAUGCAAAGCUUCAAAGUUAAAAAAUUACAAAGUCACCCAGGCGGUAUUCAACAAGUUGAAGAAAUUUAAUCCAGAUGCGCUAUUGCCAAAAACUGAAGUUCAUAAUGGCCCUGAAACAUUAAGACGUGGUAAGCGACGAGCCGCGGAAGAUAUUAAGAUGAAUGGUUAUCUGCGCGAUCCUGCUCGUUAUUAUUACCCCUCAUUAGAGGAGAUACAAAAUUCCAUCGAUCUGGUAAAUAAUGACGAGCACCCUGAAGUUCAUGAGUACGAUCCCAGCGGAGAUAGGAUUAUUCCAUCAGUUGCUGUACCAUGUCAAUUGCAAAAAGCAAAAGUAUUGUAA
Molecule: messenger RNA, 408 nt
Organism: Caenorhabditis bovis
Lineage: Eukaryota; Metazoa; Nematoda; Chromadorea; Rhabditida; Rhabditidae
Source: the annotation of a GenBank genome assembly